Molecule: messenger RNA, 1342 nt
Organism: Cimex lectularius (bed bug)
Lineage: Eukaryota; Metazoa; Arthropoda; Insecta; Hemiptera; Cimicidae
Exons: 6
Coding region: 313-1206 (297 amino acids)
Source: RefSeq, a predicted model, not a curated record
UAUAAAAGUCACAUGUAAUAAGCAAAACUGUUUAUUAAAAAAAAAAUUAAUCCAAACCUUUUCGGCAAACAAUUCAAAAUUCCUGUGGCAUUAGAUAUAUGAUUCCUGACCAAGUUUGAGAAAGAGACAUACAUGUAAGAGUUGAGCACGGGGGACAUCGUCGGAAGUAUUUCACAUCUUAUUCGGUUUCGCUGAUAUCGGCAUCGAAUCGGUGACUCGCUGAAGCGAAUAGAAUACAAUAGCUAAUUAUACAAGGCGGCGACUUCCAUAUCUCCGACUCUUCCAGAUCGACGAUACAAACACAGAUCAGCGAUGGAGUACUUCCUCACCACAUACAGCAAGGAUUAUAAAUGGCCCGUUCCUUUUUCUGGCGUGAAGGAGGACAAACGGCUCGUAAAUUUGGAGAAACAGUUACGAGUGCAAACGUCAGGCGGGGGUGACAACGACCCCUGCUGCAUAAGGGAGAUCCCUCCAAUCGAAGCCCUGGAAAUACCACCGGCUCAAUGUGGAGUCGCCCCGGUCGGGCCCGAAUCUAAGUUCGGCCAACCGAAUACUUACCUUAGGAAGUUGUACAACAAGUAUCCAUACUUGUACAACAUUCUGAGCAUAACUCCACCAGAGGAACUCGCAAAAAUCGCUUAUGCUGAUAAAUUUCAGACGACGUACAAAGCGGACUACGGCGGAGAAGGCUUUGCACCUUUGAAAUCGUUUUUGGCCCCCGAAAUGCCAGGAGAGAUAGAUGAAGAUUUGCAAAAGGCAGUCGAAAUGGAUAAAUCGUUCCAGUCACACACGACUAUCAGGGAUACCUUUGGAGAGGUCACCCCGACGGAGAGCAGAAUCUAUACCGAUAGCAAGACGGAAGGAUGUCAGUGUCCUGCCUCGCAGUCAGUCUGCACUUGUAAGACCCACUCCGAAAUUUCUCAUCGUGGGCAUGCUGCGGGAGAAGAUUUUCGAACAAAUUUGGAUGUGACAGUUUCGCAAGCUCCGCAAAUACCGAAGCCUGUGAGCCUUACCAAAAUACCAAGGACACCAAUCAAUCCUAAGAAAGAGGAAGAAGAUAAACCACCAGAAUACAAAGGUGGGAAAAACCGUCCGAGGCUUGGCAAGUGGAAGACCGAGUACAAAGACACCAUCAGCCGUAUGGGAGGCAUCAUCAUUGACAAAAAACUUCUCACGAGGUGGCCCAAGGAUGACAGAAUGAAGUAAAGGAGAAAUGAUUUUUAACAUAAUUUGGAGUUAAUUGCAAGAAAGAUUGGCCAUUUCAAUUUUAAAAUCACCCAUCAUUUUGUUAUAUAUAUUUUUUCCUUAAAAUAAAAACGACGACAUGAAAAUAAACAUAUAU